This is a messenger RNA of Gadus macrocephalus (Pacific cod), 7377 nucleotides long. RefSeq names its product dachsous cadherin-related 1b (gene dchs1b). Lineage: Eukaryota; Metazoa; Chordata; Actinopteri; Gadiformes; Gadidae. Gene Ontology annotation, cellular component: plasma membrane. Gene Ontology annotation, biological process: homophilic cell-cell adhesion. Gene Ontology annotation, molecular function: calcium ion binding. The record is from RefSeq and is a predicted model, not a curated record.
CCCCCAGGCUCGCUCUCCAUCCUCAAGGCCCUGGACCGGGAGGAACAGGAGGUGUUCAACCUGACGGUGGUGGCCGAGGACCACGGGAGCCCCCCGCUCUCCACCCACCAGCUGCUCUGCGUCAUCAUCGACGUCAACGACGAGGCGCCCACCUUCCAGUGGGCGGAGUUCGAGAGCCAGGUGAUGGAGAACCGCGGCCCCGGGACCGCCGUGCUGACGGUCAGCGCCUCCGACCGCGACCAAGGGUCCAACGGUCAUGUGACCUACGGGGGCGUGACCGAGGAAGGCUUCGUGAUAAACCCGGUCACCGGCGUCAUCACCACCACCCGGGAGCUGGACAGAGAGGUGCAGGACCGCUACACGCUAACAGUGUACGCCAGGGACGGUGGUCUUCCCGCCCGCUUUGCCAAGGCGGUGGUGCGGGUGGAGGUGACGGACGAGAACGACAACGCGCCCGUGUUCGGGAAGCCCUGGUACAGCCUGGAGGUGCCGGAGAACCAGGAGGCCGUGGACCUCUGCUUCCUCAAGGCCACCGACCCGGACUCCGGGCCAAGCGGCACCCUGCAGUACCGCAUCAGGGCCGGGGACCCUGAAGGCAUGUUCCGGAUCCACGCCGGCUCCGGGGCCCUGUCCACCUCGCAGCCUCUGGACCGGGAGGCCACAGAGCGGUACUCCCUGGAGGUGGUCGCCGUGGACACCGGGAGCCCCGCCCUCAGCACCACGGUGACGGUGGAGGUGAACGUGAUGGACAUCAACGACAACAGCCCCGUGUUCGGCAGCAGCAGCUACUCGGUGGACGUGUCGGAGGACGCCACCCAUGGGGCCUCGGUCCUGCAGGUGACGGCCACGGAUGCGGACGACGCCCUGAACGGCCGCCUGCUGUACUUCCUGAGCGCCGACGCGCACGGUGCCUUCGCCGUGGACGAGCACUCGGGCCUCAUCACCACCUCCGCCCCGCUGGACCGGGAGAAGCGCCCGUCCUACACCUUCCUGGUGAUCGCCGUCGACCUCUCGCCCGCCGCCCCGAGGAACAGCUCGGCUCAGGUGUCCGUCACGGUGCUGGACGUCAACGACAACGCGCCCUUCUUCCUCCAGGACCCCCUCGUGGUGGAGGUGUCCUCGGCCCACGCCCAGCGCGUGCUGGCCACCAUGAAGGCCGAGGACCGGGACUUCGGGGCCAACGGCUCCGUGUUCUACCGCUUCGCCAUGCCCGUGCGGGGCUUCAGCAUCAACUCCCUGACCGGGGAGAUCCAGGCCACCGAGCCGCUGGGCGCGCCGGGCCAGGCGCAGACCACCCUGAUCGUGGAGGCCAUGGACCAGGGCAACCCGGCGCAGUCCACCCAGGGCGUGGUGGUGAUCUACGUCCGCGAGCUGGAGUACAGCGGCAUCCGCUUCUCCCGGAACGCCCGCGACGUCAACCUGCAGGAGAACGCCGUGCAAGGCACGGCGGUGGCCCGGCCCCAGGCCCAGUUCCCCGACGGCUCCCGCCAGGGGAUCAGCUACAGCCUCUUCAGCGGCAACCGGAGACGCGUGUUCAGCAUCAGCUCCUCCACAGGCGAGAUCCUGGUGGAGAGCCCCCUGGGGCUGGACUUCGAGGACCGCCCGCGCCUCCGUCUGGUGGUGAAGGCGGAGACCGUGACCUCCACCACCUUCAUGGCGGUCAACCUGAUCCUGCAGGACGUCAACGACAACCUGCCCCGCUUCCAGCUGCAGAACUACGUGGCCUACAUGAGGGAGGCCCAGGGAUACGAGACGCCCAUCAUUCAGGUAAUGGCGGAGGACAUGGACCAGGGUCAGAACGGUCAGGUGACCUACUCCAUCCAAUCGUCGACCAUGAGCGGCCUGUUCAAGAUCGACCCAGUGAGCGGGAGCAUCUCCACCGCGGCCAUCAUGGACCGUGAGAUCUGGACGCAGACCAAGUUGGUUAUCACGGCAACCGACAGAGGCAGUCCCCGGUUGGCGGGGUCGGCCACCCUGACCGUGAUCAUCGUGGAUCAGAACGAUAACAGUCCCACCAUUCCGCUGCCCUCGGAGAUCCGAAUUCCCGAGAACACCCUGAUCGGCACGGAGGUCACCCUGGUGACGGGGAACGACGUGGACUCCAGCCCCGAGCUGUCGUACUCCCUGAGCCUGGAGCCCUCCGCGGCGGGCCGCUUUAGCAUCCACCGCUACGGCGGCGGGGUCUCGCUGACCGGGCCCCUGGACUUCGAGGAGAAGACCUGGUACACGGUGACGGUGCGCGCCACCGACAGCAUGCACCACACGGAGGCCAACGUCACCAUCCGGGUGGAGGACGUCAACGACAACGCCCCCGCCUUCACCCAGGACCUCUACCAGGUGACCCUUCCUGAACACACGCCACCAGGAAGUCCUGUUGUCACGGUGACAGCCACCGACCGGGACUCGGGGGAGAACGGAAAGGUCACGUACCGCCUCAUGUCAUCCACCCAGGAGGGCUUCCUCAUCGACCCCAAUAACGGCACCCUGUCCAUCAGCCAGCGGGCGGAGUUCGACCCCGAGCGGCCCUCGGUGAACAUCGUGAUCGAGGCGCGCGACGGCGGGGAGCCCGCCCUCUCCUCCCUCACCACCGUCCAGGUCCAGAUCGCCGACGUCAACGACAACGCGCCCGUCUUCCACCAGUCCGACUACAGGGCCACGGUGGCAGAGGACACCAUCGCCGGGGCGACCAUCCUGACCCUGGAGGCGUUCGACAGCGACCUCGCCCGGGAGAACUGCGGAUUCGACUUCGCCAUCGCCAACGGCAACGAGGGGAUCGCCUUCCAGAUCGAGAGCAGCGUCCGCUUCCUGGAGGGGCGGGGCUUCCAGACGGUGGGCACGCUGCUGUUGGCCGAGGGCCUGGACUUUGAGACCACGCCCCUCUACAACCUCACCGUGGUGGUGUCGGACCGCGGCGUGCCCCAGAAGAGCUCCAGCGUCGCCGUGGUGAUCACCGUGGGCGACGUCAACGACAACCCGCCGGUGUUCAGCAGGGCGGAGUACACGGUGUCGCUCAGCGAGGGCGCGGCCGCCGGCACGGAGAUCAUCAGGUUCACCGCCACAGAUCAAGACUCCGCCCCCAACGCCGAGGUCCAGUACACCAUCAGCUCGGGGGAUGACAUGGAGCUGUUCACCGUCGACCAGUGGACGGGCGCUCUGCGGCUGAAGCAGACGCUGGACCGCGAGCACAAGGCCACGCACAUCAUGGUCGUCCAGGCGUCCGACGGCCAGGGCCACUUCGCCCUCGCUCCCGUGACGGUCGAGGUGAAGGACGUCAACGACAACCGUCCCUUCUUCCCCGUGGAGAUCCUGACCGCCAGCAUCCGCGAGAACCAGCCCGCCAACUCGGCCGUGACCGUCUUGCACGCCAUCGACCACGACACCGGCGUCUUCGGGCUGCUGAAGUACCACAUCGUGCGCUCUGGCACGGGGAAGGAGAGCUUCGUGGUGGACCCCUACACGGGAGAGAUCCGCGCCAAAACGUCCUUUGACUUUGAGAAGAUCAACUCCUUCAACUUCAUGGCGGUGGCCGUGGACGCGGGCAACCACUCGGCCACGGUGACGGUGCAGGUGUUCGUCACCGGGGAGGACGAAUACGACCCGCUGUUCACGGCGUCCGACCUGGCCUUCGAGGUCCCGGAGAACGCCAAGAAGGGCCAGAGCAUCGGCCAGGUGCAGGCCCACGACGAGGACGGCGGGGUGGACGGCAUCGUGCUGUACUCCCUGUCCGCCGACUCGCCCUACUUUGAGGUCAACAGAACCACCGGGGUCAUCUCCCUGAAGAUGGACGGCUCGGGCCGGAGCGGGGGGUCGGGCCGGGGGAAGCGCGAGGCCCGGAUCAUGUCCCUGGACGUGGCCGCCCACAGCCCCCUGGACGCGUCGCGCACCACCACCACGCAGGUGGCCGUCGACGUCAGCAGCACCAGCUUCGGCCUGGCGUCGGACGUCAACAUCCUGCUGAUCAGCAUCAUCGCCGUCUCGCUGGCCGUCAUCAUCCUGCUCGUCGUCAUGGCGGUGGUGGUGUUCCUGGUCAAGUCGCGCCGGAAGAAGACGGGCCAGAACACGGAGAGCCAGGCCGUCGCCGCGGGGACGGCCCUCCAGAAGAUGGACGACUCCAAGUCGGGCGUCGGCGGGGAGAGGAUCUACCACCAGGCCCUGCCGGGGUACACCGGCGACCAGGGCGGCGCGGGCGGGGGGUCCUACACCCGGGGCGGCUCCCUGGACCCCUCGCACUCCAGCGGGCGGGGCUCGGCCGAGGCGGCGGAGGACGACGAGAUCCGGAUGAUCAACGAGUACCCCCGCGUGGCCUCCAUCACCUCCUCCAUGCAGGAGCACAUCUCGGCCCGGGGCCCCGACUCCGGCAUCCAGCAGGACGCCGACCAGCUCUCGGACAUCUCCUGCGAGCCGGCGGCCCUGGAGGGCAGCACCUGGUUCAAGGGCAAGAAGCUGGGGGGCAGCCUCAGCGGCACGCUGCUCUCCGGCCAGCUGCCCGUGUACCGGGACGACGGCGGCGGGUACCUGGGCACCGGCGGGCGCGGGGGCCUCAACAUCUCCCUGCCCAAGGACUACGGCUUCCCCGAGGACGGCAAGCCCUCGGUGGACGGCUCGCUGACGGCCAUCGUGGCCAGCGACGAGGAGCUGCGCGGGAGCUACAACUGGGACUACCUCCUCAACUGGUGCCCGCAGUUCCAGCCGCUGGCCAACGUCUUCACGGAGAUCGCCAGGCUGAAGGACGAGACGGCCCAUCAGAGCCAGAACCCGCGCCAGCCCUUCCAGCCCAAGCCCAAGAUAGACCCCAAGCCCCGGAUCGACCCGCCGCCCCUCAUCACCUCGGUGGCCCACCCGGGGGCCAUGUCGGUGCCCCCCAAGGUGCCGGUGAUCGGGAGGACGUUCCCCCACCUGGCCUCCCUGCGCCGGUCCCCCAUCAGCCACGAGGGCUCCAUCUCCUCGGCCGCCAUGUCUCCCAGCUUCUCCCCCUCCCUCUCGCCGCUGGCCGCGCGGUCGCCCGCCGUCUCCCCCUUCGGGGUCAACCAGGGCCCCUCGGCGUCCAUGAUCAGCACCCGGGAGCCGUCGAUAGAACAAAGCCCCGACCGGGAGAUGAGGAUAUGAGAGAGUUUUGGGAAGAGGAAAAAACAAACGACGGGACAAUAACGGUUGGACGGAAUCCACCCACGUAAAAAUGAGAUUUUGAAAGCACCCGCUAACCCUUAGCCCUUAAUCAGACGAGAUAACUUUUAAUAACACCGAGGGCAACGAGAGAUACCUCGGAAAGUGACUCACAAGAGGCGUUCUUCUUCUGGAAUGCUGGAGCACCUUUCUUUUUUUUUUGCUUAUAAAAACAAGCUGAUUCCUUUCCAAAUAGUUGGUUUCCAUGGAAGAAUGGUUACAUCAUAAGAACUGGCCUCAAGUCCAUCAAAGAUGACCCCCCCCCCCCCCCCCCCCUUAGCGAUUUGGCCUCGUAGUCUCCAAGUGAUUUGCCUGAAUGGAAAGGACAGACCUCAGAAGGUCUCCCAAGUGACGCAGGUCUCUAGGAACUGAAUCGGGUUUGAGUGCUGAACCGGCCCCCCCCACCCCCACCCCCCCCCAAGGUGGACCGGACCCGCAGCAUGCCUGUAGUCAGAGAUGCCUCAGUAUGUAGAUACUUUUGUAAAAGCUCCACGUCUCCUCGCUGGCUGGCCAGAGAGCUAAGGACCUCUGCGUUUCUCCGUGGGUCUGAAGACGUUCUUUUCCAUUGCACGUCAGCUGCUUUUCAAAAUGGCUGCCGUACGCACCCGUAUUCCAGACGCCCCCCUCCCCCCGAAAAAAGUGUUUUGAAAACACAUGACUUUGAUCCGAAAGACAAGAAUGUGUUAUGUUGAGCUGCCAAAACAUCACAGAAUCAUGAAGAACUUCUUCCGAAUGUUUUCGUUUCAGAUGACACUUUGUUACGUUUAUUUUAUUUUUUAUAUAUAUUUUUUUUAUCGCGUUACCAUUUCUUGUGUUAUCGUCGUGAAAGAACAGCGGCCCAAGGGGGAUAGUUCCAGUUUCAGUUGUAUUUUGCAUAUAUGUAUAUUUGUAAGUAUGCUAGUUACAUAACGUAGGUUUCUCCUGCCAUAGCUUUGGAGGAACGUCUGUGUAUAUGUGUGGACAGUGGUGCAAGUGAAAGGAAGACAUUUGUUUGGUUAUUAUUUAUAUGAAAAGGGGAUCGGCUGUCACCAUUAGACAGUGUUAAAAAACACACACACACACACACACGUACACACACAGACCCACACACACACUAUCAGCCCUCACCAUGCUGACUUGUAACCUUACCAAUUCUGAGGGGGUUUCGUCCCAUUCUAGAUCUUUCCGACACCCACAGCGGUGCUUCAUACCAUGUUGCUGUUCCGUCCGAACACAACGACGUUCCAUCCGUGAUUCAGGGAUUCAACAAUCACCUCUGUGUCUUCGUAUGAAGUGCUUCCUAAACCAACCGUCAUCGUCCACACACACACACACACACACACACACACACACACACACACACACACACACACACACACACACACACACACACACAAACACAACAUACUCUCCACUGUGAAGACUGUGGGGUCGCCCCCACUUGAUUAAACCCGACAACAGGAACUAAUGAGUUGACCCCGUUAUCGAUAAGGUCGACUCAAAGCGAACAGCCGCACGGGGCACGGCACCACAAACUCUCCGGUGAUCGGGCUCAUCGCAGAACAUGAGGAAGACAUUCAGAGGAACCGAAUGCAUGAACCUGGAAGAAUGUAUAGUGAUUUACAGUCCCGAGUUCCCCGCACGGUAUUACUUUCAAUGCUGCCACUGUGUUCAAUGUAUUUGACUUCUGUGAUUCACAUGCGUGGAUCUCUGGGGGGGGAGCUCGGCCUCCAUGUGUUUGUCUCGUCAGGCGUGUUCUUCGUGUUCGUGUGUACGCUCCCGUUUGGGGCCCCCGACGGAACAUCUGCUCAUGCGGCAAGAGGCAGAUGUCUUCACCAGCGUCUCGUCCGAUACUUUCACGUACGACAUGGUUUGCCUUUUUCCUGUCCCCGGAAUCUGCAAGGCCAACUGCGAGGAUGUGAUGUCCUCUUCUUUUUCUGUUUCAAGUCAGAAAUAAGUUUGUUUUUUAUCUCUGUUUCACCGUCUGGUUCCGGUUCAGCCGUACAAGUCGCAAGACUGGAGUCCCGGCCACGCGCUCUUGCCUAAAGAACACGCUGUUGUCGCCCCGGAAACACAUUGUCCAAGGGACUCAAGGGGCUGUGUUUGUGUUCCAGAAGUCUGCCGAUGUGAGAGAGAAAGAGUGAGGACUGAGGCUGUGGCAGUAAAUGGGUUGUUGUACAUGUAAUUCAAACGCAGAUAAUAAAUUCCUACUGAUCUCUUUUUGACAAAAAUUAA